Pistacia vera is the source of this 1366-nucleotide messenger RNA. Its product is annotated as prolyl-tRNA synthetase associated domain-containing protein 1. Gene Ontology annotation, molecular function: aminoacyl-tRNA deacylase activity. Bases 125 to 1066 code for a protein of 313 amino acids. The transcript has 13 exons. The record is from RefSeq and is a predicted model, not a curated record. NCBI's taxonomy places the organism in Eukaryota, Viridiplantae, Streptophyta, Magnoliopsida, Sapindales, Anacardiaceae.
CAAUUUUUCUGCGCCGUUUUGUUAGUUUACGCUAACUCAAAUUUCGCAAACUCUCUGGUUUUUGGUUCGAUCCAAAAUCUACCAAUGGGUUAUUCAAAGGAACAGUUGCUUGCUCGCUUACAGAAUGCUGGGUACUAUACUGAUUGAUCUUAAAAUUGAAUUUUCCAAGCAUGAACAUCCUGUUGUGAUGACGGUUGAAGCUCAGGCAAAAUAUGUUGGGAGUAUGGGAGGUGGACUCAGUAAAAAUUUGUUCUUGAAGGACAAGAAACAUAGGUACUAUAUCGUCUGUGCUCUGGCUGAUACAAAAGUUGACAUGAAAGUUUUAUCUCAAAGACUUGGUCUCGGAAAGGGAGGUCUGAGGAUGGCUCCUGAAGAGGCAUUGCCCGAAAUACUUCAGGUGCCACUAGGAAGUGUUACUCCAUUCGCACUGGUGAAUGAAUCAGCACGAGAUGUUGGACUGUUGUUGGAUAAAGGAUUCAAAACUCAGGAACGAUGCUUCUUCCACCCACUGUCAAAUGACAUGUCAAUCUCUCUUAAUGCCAAUGAUCUGGACAAGUUUCUUAAAUCAAUUGGUAGAGACCCAGCAUAUGUUGACCUGGAGGCUAACCCCACAGUAGGGAAAGAUCAACCUCCUGACCUGGCUGCUUUUGUUCCAUCUAGUUCUCUGGUUCUGCCAGAUCCUGCUGAAAAAACAGCUUCUUCACACAAUACUGGUGGGAACAAUGUCACAGCUAGUAGUAACUCCAAGCCGGUGGCAGAGAAAGCUGUGAAGCCAGCCAAAAAUGUUCAUAAUAUUAAGGACAAGUCAGCCAAUGCUGUAAAUACUUCAAGCUCGUUUACAGAUGCUGAGAAAUUUGUGGAAGAGAUUCUGGAUAAAAUAUCAGCACAAAUACUUUCAGAAACCAAGGAUGGCAGUAUCCAAGAACAUGGGGAAGAGCUUGGAACUGAGAUUGCCAACAGAUUAAAAAAAUGCUGUUGCUCAGAGUUCAAGAACCUUGCUACAAUGUUCAAGAACACGGCAUAUACACAAGGGUUUCACGCUGGUAGGGCUUCAGUAUUGAGAUAAUGUUCGAGAACAUGGCUUAUACAGAUUAACUCAAGCAUUUGUGAGCUGGUUCUAGAUGGACCUCCUCAGCCUCUUUCCUCUUAACUUCCACCUAUUUUUCUUCCCCAAACUCAAAAGGCGAAAGGAAAGAAAUGUUGAAUGUUAAACUUUUAUUUUUAAUAGGUACAUUGGUGCAAAACAUUUUGAAAGAUGUAUACUCAUAUUGAACUGGCUUUAAGAUGUACCCUUUGUUAAAAUCAUUCAAAUCUUAGUUACAAAAAUAUCAUGAUCCUUUGCUGGUUUAUGAUUGUACUUUCUUGA